Papilio xuthus (Asian swallowtail) is the source of this 1192-nucleotide messenger RNA. RefSeq lists its product as uncharacterized. Gene Ontology annotation, cellular component: transcription regulator complex; nucleus. The coding region runs from base 349 to 1110 and encodes 253 amino acids. Gene Ontology annotation, molecular function: DNA binding. The transcript has 3 exons. The record is from RefSeq and is a predicted model, not a curated record. Gene Ontology annotation, biological process: regulation of transcription by RNA polymerase II. NCBI's taxonomy places the organism in Eukaryota, Metazoa, Arthropoda, Insecta, Lepidoptera, Papilionidae.
GAAAAAGUUACUAUUUCAAUCAAAAAAUAUUAUAACAAAAUUACGCCUAUUCGCUCAGUCACGACCUUGCCGCUGCGAGCGGGGAGCGACGAAAGUGAGCAAUAUGGAUUAUUAAAGGUAUUUUAAUGUUUUCAGCUAGCAACGAAGCGCUGCUCAUUGUAGAAAAGGGCGUGGUAUUGACCGAGCGAAUCGCUACAGCGGCGCGCGGUACGGGGUGCGGCGGGAACAAAGUAAUCGAACUAUCGAAUGAGUUCGUAGCCGAGUGGCCGCCACACAAAGCGGCACGGACAGCGGUUUGUAAGGGACGGAUUCAAUAGCGCAGUAAAUUAAAAUAUUUUAUAGGAUUUUAUGGCGGAAAUGAAUACGGAAACGUUUAUAACAGAAAUUUUAAAUCGACCGCCUAUAUGGAUGUCGAAACAUCCACAACAUAAACAUAAAUACGUCGUUAAUAGGUUGUGGGAAGAAAUAAAACAAUGUUUUCCAACAUAUGAUGUUCCGACAUUGAGGAAAAAAUGGAAAAAUCUUAAGGAUUCCUAUAGAAAAGAAUUAAAAAAGAAUCCGCCUUUACGCUUUGGUAACACAGACCUUAACGACGAAGACUGUACGCCACAGUGGAAAUAUUUUAACCUAAUGACAUUUUUAAGAGAAGAAAUUUUACCAGUAGACGAUGAGAUCAAUCUUACUGAUAACGAAGAUUUGGAUACUUCUACUCUAUUUGAAUUACAAUCUUCGCUAGCGGCGCCAUUAUCCCAACCUUCAAAAUCUGAAAAGACCGAUUCUCGUAAACGCAAAGUAAAAGAUUAUCGAGGUGAAUUCUUAGAAAUAGAAAGAAAGAAAAUAAGAAUGUUAGAAAAAGAAUUGAAGAAAAGUCAAACACCAGAUAUAGAAAAAACAGAGGAUUAUUAUUAUCUUAUGAGCAUUUUGCCUGAAAUGCAAAAACUCAGUUCUAUACAGAAAAUGAGAGUAAGAAAUAAAAUAAAUCAAAUUCUGAUGGACGAAAUGGUUUCGAAUACAUUAGGACAUUCCUCAAUUGAUUACGAAAGUAAACCAACAAGAGAUAUGGAAAUCAGCAAUACAGCAAUGCAUCAUUUUCAUCAAAUGAAUCCGUAGAUAGCGAAAUUCUGUACUCUGAUUUUUGAACUCCUUAAAUAAUUAUAAGUUACUUAUUAAUAAAAUAAGACUGAUUAUUUUA